Molecule: messenger RNA, 1182 nt
Organism: Brettanomyces nanus
Lineage: Eukaryota; Fungi; Ascomycota; Pichiomycetes; Pichiales; Pichiaceae
Exons: 2
Coding region: 1-1182 (393 amino acids)
Biological process (GO): protein geranylgeranylation
Cellular component (GO): Rab-protein geranylgeranyltransferase complex; cytoplasm
Molecular function (GO): Rab geranylgeranyltransferase activity
Source: RefSeq, a predicted model, not a curated record
AUGUCGCAAGCAUUGCAAGCUUUUCAGAGAGAAACUGGAACUUUUCUAGAUGGCUAUCGUACGGAGGAGGGCAUUCUCAGAAUGCAUGGAACCAAAAAGUCAAAGCACCAAACCAAGCAGGCGAUUCUUAUCAGAAUAAAGAAGGAUGCAGCAAAAAUAAGUCGCUACAGAAGGCUUUCGAAUGAAGUUCUUAGUAGAAAAGAGGCUCACAAGUAUGAUGAUGAAUCAUUCAAGCUAACGACACAGCUUUUAGAUUGGAAUCCGGAAUUCUACACCAUAUGGAACUAUAGGAGAGAUAUUUUGACCAAUUUUAAGUUUCUGGCCGUUUCCGAUAGUGAGGAAAAGCAUCAUUUACUGGUCAAGGAGCUCCAGUAUAUUUUAUUGAAGCUGAAAAGCUUCCCCAAAUGCUACUGGAUAUGGAAUCAUCGCAAAUGGUGUUUGAAGCAGGACUGCCGAGCUGAUUUCAGUGUGGAAAUGCAUUUUAUUGGUCAAUUCUUUGAAGUAGACCCUAGAAAUUAUCACGCUUGGGGAUAUAGACAGUUCAUAGUACAAUGUAUGAAGGAUUCCAUGGGUCUUGAGGGAGAAAGACCAAAAAUAGACUACCAGGAGUUCAAGUUCACUACGAAAAUGAUUAACAAGAACAUUUCCAACUAUUCGGCUUUCCAUAACCGGUCCAAUUUGGUAGGAAAGCUCUUUGACCAAUCACCCAAUUGCACUGACAUCAACGAGACAGAUGUAAACUUACAGAGAUAUUUGAGUGCUUUCAGCGGCAAGUCUAAGAAACAGGUCUUGGAACUUGAACUUAAUAUGUUCCAAAACGCAAUUUAUACGGAUCCAGACGAUUCCUCCGUGUGGAUCUACGCUAGAUGGCUAUUCGGCGACUAUUUCCUAGAUGAUUUGACCUUCAAUGAGGGAGUAACACUUAUUAAUAAAGCCAACAAAAUCAUAGAAGAACUCGCCGAGUUGGAGAAAGAGGACAAUCGUGGAAUCGAUAAUCAAUGGUGCUUGAAAACGCAGUUGUAUCUAUUAAAACAGUUGUAUAAAUUAUACAAGGCAGAGGAUGAUAGUGGUGUGAACUAUCCUGAAGAUGACGCUAGAGAAUUCGAUAAGAUGAGAAAUAGGCUGCUGGAACUUGACCUAAUGAGGGCACAGAGGUACAAGAAUCUUUCUUUAGAUAACUAA